GGCUUUCGCCCAGCAGCAAAAUUUCCUCAGCUGGCCCCUUUGCCUCGCAGUUUAAAUCGCGCUAAUAGCCUUGAGCUAGCGAUUUCUCUUCUCCCGGCUCGUCGGCUGCAUUGCCUUUGCCUGUGAGGAAUCCUUCGGAUCGCUGAGACAGUGAGUCAACCGUUUAUUUUGGCGUGAAUUUGGCGGUGGCCAUUUUGAAUUUCGUUCCUGCUCCUCCUGAGGUUCCCCCCACGCCCGCAGCCCCGGCCCAGGCACCAGAAGCCUUGGAGGCUAUGCUAACAGGGGUCAUCAGAGAUGGAUUUGCUCAGUGUCUGCAACAGGUGGGAUUGCCGGUAGUUCCUCCAGCCUCCGUUCAGAUCCACCAGGGCAGCGUCGAUGACAGAUCUCUCGACCUGGAACCUGAUGAGUAUACCUAUUCUGGGGAAUUAGCCACAGCCACGGCCUUCCCUAUUCUGGGAAGAUGCCCCAGAUGCUGCCCUUUCAGAUGAUGAGGGCCUAAUUCCGGACCAGUCUCCAUUUAUUGGGCUCUUUAACCCACAAAUGUUCCGGUCCUUGCUGUUCAAGGCCAUUGCCACCACAUGCCUGGGAGAGCUCCCUUCUACUUCCGCCACUCCUGCACCACCAGAUCCUGCUUCUGCUCUCUUUGCGGAACUUACUGUGGCUCCCGAAACGGUUCCCACCCCGAAGCUUUUCCUCAAUGUCCUCCACCGACAGUGGUCUCUUCCGGGCGCGGGCCCCAGCCCCAACAAUUUAGACAAAUGUCUUUACAACUCGGCUCAAGCUUUGGCCGACCUCCUACAGCCUCCUACGGUGGAUCCUCCCAUCAUCGCCUUGACGAAUCCGGUGCAUCCCACUGGACCACCCGAGGAUUCCCUCUGCCCGGAGGACAAGAGAGCAGAGAAGACGCUCCUCAAAGGACACCUUGCGGCUGCUUGGUCCAUCCGUGUCUCAUCUUCGGCAUCCUUUUUCAACCGGGCGGCCCUUCUCUGGCUGAAGCAAUUGCAAGAUCGCUUGCCCCGCUCCGAUCUCAGAGCUCAUCAAGACCUCAAUAAGAUAGCCGCCGCCUUGGAGUAUUCAGCGGAUGCCACGCUCAACGCUACGAGAUUUGCAGCCAGGGCCCUUGGCUCUUCCAUCACGUCCCGCCGCCUUCUCUGGCUCCAAAACUGGCAGGCAGACAUCCGCAGUAAGUGGCAGCUUGCCUCAGCCCCGUAUACGGUUGGCUCCCUCUUCGGACCCCCACUGGAACGUCUCCUGGUCGAAACCCGGGACAAGCGCAAGAUCCUCCCUUCUCAACUUCAAAGGUCAAUUUCACGCUACUCUCCGUAUCCACGGUCCCAGCCCUUUCGUGCACCGGACUCCAACUCGUUUCAGCCACGCUUCCACCGUCCCGCCCCUCCUCGAAGCCAGCAUCUUGACUCCCAGAUUGCACUGCAGGGAGCUGCAGUGGCUCCUCCUCCUGUACCAGCGCGCUGGCAGGAGCAACUCUCUGGCCCGCAUCCAUCUCCCUCCUUUAGUACGGUCGUCCCUCCGAUGGUGGUCCUCAGAGGCAGUCUCCAAGGGGAGCAAUUACACAGAACCAUCUCGACUGGUCCUCACGACGGACGCCAGCUUGACCGGCUGGGGGGCUCACCUGCUCCAUCACAUGGCCCACGGUCAGUGGACCGCCCGGGACCGACAGCACAACAUCAACUACCUGGAAUUGCGGGCCGUGCGCCUAGCCCUCCUCUCCUUUCGAUCUCUAGUAGAGGGCCAGGACAUUCUUGUCCUUACCAACAACAUAACAACCAAAGCGCACAUAAACAAGAUGGGGGGCACUCAUUCCAAGGCUCGGCUUUCGGAGACCAUUCUGCUGGGCCGCUGGGCCGAAUCCCACCUGUCGUCCAUCCGGGCGGAACACAUCUCCGGGACGGCAAAUCUACAAUUGGACGCCCUCAGCCGCUCGCCCGUGGAUCACGGGGAAUGGAGCCUUUCUCCAUCCCUCUUCCAGAAGAUUGUCCGUCGAUACGGGAUGCCGGUUGUCGACCUGUUCGCCUCGGUAACCAAUCACCUCCUUCCCCGGUACUUCUCACAGUUCCCGGACCCUCAGGCAGAGGAUUCCGACGCCCUCUGCUGCCCGUGGCCUCCCGGUCUUCUAUACGCAUUCCCCCCCUUCCCCUCAUCCCUCGUGUACUCAGGAAGAUGUUGGCGGAGAAGGCGGACCUACUCCUCAUCGCCCCGCACUGGCCACGUCGCCCUUGAUACGCGGACCUGCUGUCCCUCUCUGUAGCACCUCACUGGCGCAUACCGGACUCCUUAGUGACAUUGACCCAGGGCCGUCUCACUUAUCCGGACCCCAAGUGGCUUCACUUGACCGUGUGGAGGUUGAGCAGCGCCUCCUAACAGCUCACCUCGUCCCUCCUCCGGUGGUUUCCAUGAUGCAGGCCGCUCGCCGCCCAUCUACAACCAGAAUCUAUGGGGCUACCUGGCGCUCUUUCGUUUCCUGGUGUAACCGCUCUGCAGUCGAUCCUCUCUUGGCUUCCAUUCUCCAUGUCCUUACCUUCCUCCAAGCUGGCUUCGAAGCAGGAUUAGCUCCUAACACUCUCCGUCGUCAAGUGGCAGCUCUGGCCUCCAUCCUUUCGUGCGGUUCUCCGGACUCCUUCUCCCAUCACCCCUUCAUCCGCAUUUUCCUCCGCGGAGCUACCAACCUCCGCCCUCCUCCUGUGCAUCGUUUCCCUACUUGGGAUUUGAACAAAGUUCUCACGGCACUCGUCUCGUCUCCCUUCGAGCCGCUUCGUCAAGUUUCUCUCCGUUUCCUAUCAUUUAAAGUUUCGUUCCUCGUCACUAUUACUUCGGCGCACAGGAUAUCGGAGCUAGCUGCCCUGUCCACCCGCAGUGACCUUUGUAUCUUUCACAAGGACAGGGUGGUCCUGCGCCUCGACCCAGCCUUUUUGCCCAAACUUAACACAUUCUUCCAUAGGGUACAAGAGAUUGUGCUCCCAAAUUUUUUCCCUCAUCCCACGCAUCGUCUGGAGCAUUCGUGGCAUCGACUGGAUGUCCGCAGGGCUCUGCGGAUCUACCUGGACUGGACUGCUCCCUUUCGCAAAACAGAAGCGUUGUUCGUUUCCUUUCAACCCCAUACUGUGGGGGCCCGCGUCUCUAGUACUACCUUGGGACGAUGGAUCAGGGCUACUAUCGCCUUGGCCUACCAACAAUUGAAACUGCCCGUCCCGCGAAACAUCACGGCCCAUUCAACCAGGAGCGCAGCGACUUCCGCCGCUUGGUCCACUCAAGCACCCCUGGAAGAGGUCUGCAGGGUGGCCACGUGGACUUCUAUUUCUCCAUUCAUCCGCCACUACCGCGUGGACUCCUUCACAUCUGCGGAUGCUGCCUUUGGUCGCCGAGUGCUGCAGUCCAUUCUUCCCCCCUGAGGUAUCGGGCCGGUUGUUCCCACCCUGGUGGACAUGCAGCUUUGGUAUGUCCCCAGUCUGACUGCCUUCUCUUCCUCCGGAGAAUGGACGUUGGUCUUACCUGAUACGUCCGUUCUCGUUCAGGAAGGGAAGUCAGUCAGCCCCACCCUUGGGUCCGGCCCUCUUGGUCGGUUGGGGGAGGGUGCUUUUAAUUCUUUCUCAUUCCAGGAAGACACGUCAGUCUACGCCUACGCCCUCGCCGAAACACUGGGCCUUGAGGGCGGAGUUAUUCUGAUUGGCAAGACUCGAUCAAUGCUGCAUAGAGGAAGUCCUUCCCAGUCUGACUGACUUCCCUUCCUGAACGAGAACGGACGUAUCAGUAGGUUGAACAGCCCGCUGUCAACAGAUGAGGAAGGAUACAACAUCAUCUAUCUUCAGUCUACAACACAGUCUUUUCAAGAGUUCCAAGGAGGCUCUGCACCCAUUUACACUAAUCAGGUGACCCUGAUGACACAGAUAAACCUCCAAGUGGCCUCAACAACUCUCUGAAAGAAUGCAAAGGAGUAUAAAUCCUUUCAUUCCCCACCAUCCAGUAAGAGCUGAAGAAGCUUCUUGGAUGAGAAGUGAAACAUCUUCAGAGAAAAACAAGAAAGUCCAGUUGCCCCUUGAAAAAGCACCUUUGGGACAACUAUGACCUGGAUGCGUGAGAAUCUCCAUAGACAUAUGGGAAGUGAACUUUUUUCCUGGUGAACUUCUUUCUAGAAAAAUUAGAAUAGCUAUCAUUUUGUUCAACACACACACAUACAGUAUAUAUGUAUACAUAUAUGUGUGUGCGUAUGUGUGUGUAUGUGUGUAUCUCCCCUGUAAGAAUCUUUUGCAAAAACUAAGAUGUUUUAUUCAAGUUAUUAAAUUUUUGUUUUUUUUAUUUAUUGUUAUAAUCUCAAAUAAUUUUUAAAUGAUGUAUCAUUGGUAUAUGUCAUCCCAAAAAUUGUCUAGAAUGUCUAAAGACACCUCAAAUUUAUGGUGACAUUUUAUCACGUUUGGCUGACAUGUAAAAAAUCCAGAAAAUUCUGUAUUCAAAUGCAUAAACUGAUUCAGAGGAUUUAAAAGAUUAUUAGACUGCAGUUUUUUCUUUGGGGAUUGUUGUACAAACAGUUGGGGAAAAGUUAUGGUACUUUUUUUUCCCCUGUACCUGAUAAUUGCAGCAAGAUUAUUGGAUACACGAAAUGAAAAGAUAUGGCCCACAAUGGAGGAAUGGUUGGUGAAGAUGACGGAACUUGCUGAAUUUGCUAAAUUGAUUUCUUUGAAUAGAGAAAAGACAAAAUCUAUGUUUAUUAUCGACUGAAUACUCCUUAUGGACUUUUUACAUAAAACAGAAAAAAAUGAACUAAUGAUUUAUGGUUUUGAUGAUUAGACAGGAUAGAUUCUAUAAACAGGACAGUUGUGUUGUAGCUAUAGCGUAAGAAGUACAUUUAUAAUUGUACUUAUAAGUGCUGCAAAAAGACUAGAAGUUAUUUUUUUAUACCUUUUUCCUUUUUUCUAUUUUUGUUUUCCUUUUUUUCUUUCUUGCAGUUUUAGCUUCUCCUUGAGUUCUUUCUUUUUAAUUUAGCUUCUUUUUUAUUUUUCCUCACUUUAUAUUAAUUUGUAUUUGGUUAUAUUGAUUGUGUGUGUGUGUGUGUGCGUGUGCUUUCUGUUAUAUAUUUUAAAUUUUAUCAGUUUGAAAUAAAAAAUACAACAGAAUAAAAUGAAAUUUACAGGAGGAAGAAUCAUAGAAUGCUAGUAUAAUCAUUAAAACUAGAGCUAUGAUUCUUUGAAUUAAUUCCUAAAAUAUUCUGCAUGAAGGUCAGCAAAAGCAAACAUAUUUUGAGGCACUAUGCAAGUUUUUGUGAUGAAG
Messenger RNA from Pantherophis guttatus, 5280 nucleotides. NCBI's taxonomy places the organism in Eukaryota, Metazoa, Chordata, Lepidosauria, Squamata, Colubridae. The record is from RefSeq and is a predicted model, not a curated record.